Macadamia integrifolia is the source of this 1716-nucleotide messenger RNA. RefSeq names its product probable E3 ubiquitin-protein ligase BAH1-like 1. Gene Ontology annotation, molecular function: metal ion binding. The coding region runs from base 248 to 1261 and encodes 337 amino acids. The transcript has 6 exons. The record is from RefSeq and is a predicted model, not a curated record. NCBI's taxonomy places the organism in Eukaryota, Viridiplantae, Streptophyta, Magnoliopsida, Proteales, Proteaceae.
GAGUUUUCGCGGCAAGGGAAACGAGUAACAUGCGAUUUAUCCGCGAUUUAUGCGAUCAAUAUUGACUUUGAAACACUGUCAUACUAAGAUCUCGAUUGAUUCCCUCUUUCAAAAACCGAUUAUUCUCCUUUUCCAUCACUGGAAAGUAUCCGAUCUCUCCAAUUUGAAGGGAAAUGGUUUUUUUCAAACGCGUAUGAGAGGCUGCGGUUGAUUCGCUAGGGUUACUGUUGUGGCUGUGGAUCUGAGGAUGAAGUUUGGGGAGACCUUUACUGAGUAUCUUCAUGGAGAGCAAGAGCGGUUCCUGGUUAAAUGCUCACAUGUGGAGUAUAAGCGCCUUAAGCAAGUGUUGAAGAGCUGCAAGAGUUGCCGGGCUCUGCAAGAUUCUUCUAGUAAUGAAGAAUCACAUGUAGAUGGGAGUGACGCAGUGGCCCCGCUUUGCCAAUGCGAAUCUUGCUCAUUGUGUGAUCAGAUGUUCUUUUCUGAAUUGAUGAAAGAGUCUUCAGAGAUUUCUGGGUUUUUGAGUUCUAGAGUUAGACGCCUCCUCCACCUUGACCUCUCAAAAGGAUUGCAAAAAUACGUGUUACGUCUGUCUCAUUGCUUUGGAAAUGAUCAACAUGCCAUGGAUCAAGAAGUUAGGAUGCUGAUUAAUUAUGUCAUAAUGAAUGCACUUGCUAUACGAAAAAUCCUUAAGAAAUAUGAUAAGGUACAUAGCUCUAAAAAUGGUAGAAACUUUAAAACUAAACUCCAAGCUGAACACAUAGAGCUUCUACAAUCACCUUGGCUAAUUGAAUUGGGUGCAUUUUACAUCAAUUCCAAUGGAUCUGUUGGUGGAGAUUCCAUUGAGAAUUCCCAUCAGUUCUCUUUUGAUUUUUCUUCAGCUCAGCCCGUCCUGACAUUGGUGCUUCCCAAUUCCAUGAAGAUAGAAUAUAAUUUGAUUUGUGCUAUUUGCUUGGAUAUUGUUUUUAAUCCUUAUGCUUUGAGUUGUGGCCAUCUCUUUUGUAAAGCUUGUGCUUGCUCUGCAGCUUCUGUUUUGAUAUUUGAAGGACUUAAAUCUGCACCUCCAAAAUCAAAGUGCCCUAUUUGUAGAGAGGUUGGAGUAUAUCGUAACUCUGUUCACAUGAUGGAACUUGAUUUGCUCCUGAAAAACAGGUGCAAGGAGUACUGGAAAGAGAGGCUGCAUGAAGAACGGGCUGAGAUGGUCAAGCAAUCUAAAGAGUACUGGGAAUCACAAUCCAAGUUAUUCAUGGGAUUCGGGAAUUGACAACGGUAGCUGUCUUUGGGUACAUAAUCUGGAUCAAGUAGUCUGUUGGUACAGAAGCUGCUUACUUCCAGCUUGGAGAAAGGGAAACAGAUUUGAAUUUUUUUUUGCUGAAUGUCUGGUACUUAUGGUUGGUCAAGCUAGUAACUAUUUUUACAUAAUUUUUUCUUGGCAGUGGGGCUUUGAUUAACAAAUUACCUUAGUUGGCCUUUCUUCAUCCCACCAAUUGCCCCCAACUGGUGCUGCUGUCAAGUUCCAGCGGAAGCAUAACUUUCUGAUUCUCCUUUCCAGGUUGAUAUAUAUCCUUCAUGUAUAUCAAUGGGAUGUUACACACUUCAUAUUUUUCUUUUCCUUGCUAGUUGUCAUAGCAAGGGAAAGAAAACAUUAUGGCUAAUUUUUUAAUGUGACAAGUGUUCAAGUGUGUUUAUCAAAUCAAUAUUUGAAUCGUUUGUACUUUA